Aspergillus pseudonomiae is the source of this 867-nucleotide messenger RNA. RefSeq names its product 60S ribosomal protein eL24. Gene Ontology annotation, cellular component: cytosolic large ribosomal subunit. The transcript is spliced from 3 exons. Gene Ontology annotation, biological process: cytoplasmic translation. The record is from RefSeq and is a predicted model, not a curated record. Gene Ontology annotation, molecular function: structural constituent of ribosome; mRNA binding. Bases 78 to 557 code for a protein of 159 amino acids. NCBI's taxonomy places the organism in Eukaryota, Fungi, Ascomycota, Eurotiomycetes, Eurotiales, Aspergillaceae.
CUCGCCGCAGCGACCGAUACGAUUCAACCACCCAACGCCAACCGACAACAUCUCGUUGCGCAUCUCCGACGUUCAAGAUGCGUACCUACGACGAUUCUUUCAGCGGUCAGAAGAUCUACCCUGGAAAGGGUAAGCUGUACGUCCGUGGCGACAGCAAGAUCUUCCGCUUCCAGAAUGGAAAGUCCGAGUCCCUCUUCCUCCAGCGCAAGAACCCCCGCCGCAUCUCCUGGACUGUCCUCUACCGUCGCCAGCACAGAAAGGGUAUCUCUGAAGAAGUCGCUAAGAAGCGUACCCGCCGUGCCGUCAAGUCCCAGCGUGCUAUCGUUGGUGCUUCCCUCGACGUGAUCAAGGAGCGCCGCAACCAGCGCCCUGAGGCCCGUGCUGCUGCUCGCCAGCAGGCCAUCAAGGAGGCCAAGGAGAAGAAGGCCGCUUCCGAGAAGGCUAAGAAGGCCGAGAAGGCCAAGAACGCCGCCGCCGGCAAGGGUACCGCCCAGCGCAUCCAGAGCAAGCAGGGUGCUAAGGGCUCUGCCCCCAAGGUUGCCGCCAAGUCUCGUUAAACGGAAUAGAAGCGGUUUGGCUUGGGCUGGGGAGUAUGAAGGAAUUCAGGAGGUUUCCGGAGCUGGAAUUUGUGUCUCCUUCACAAAAUUUUAUGCAAUAAAUCGGCGUAUGUGCGAUGGUUUCUUGCGGACGAGAUUCCCGCACGGCUCUCAGAUAGGCUCUGUCAUUAUGCGCCAUGGUAUUUACCAGGAAAUGGAAAAAUGGAUGUGACAUGAUAGCCGUUUUUGUCGCUCUGGGCCUGUAGAUUCCUGUACGGGUUUUUUAGUUUACGAUGUGACAUAAUGUCAUAAUUGGAUUUAAAUUGUUCUC